AUGUUAAAUAAUAUUAAGUUGUAAUCCUAAAAAAAAGAAGAGAUUCAAGCACAAUCAAAUUCUGAAACAUCUGUUCCAGAAAACUCAUCAAUUCCAUCAAUCAAUUUAUAGUAAUCCUCAAAUCUAAAUUAUAUUCCCUAAGAGGUUGGUUCUGGUAAUACUUUUGCUUAGUUAGAUUAAAUUUAUUAGCCCUUACUAUUAACUAAUUAAUAAUAAUCUAGUACUAGUGAUUUAAAAAAAUAGAGAUUCCUUAUUUAAAUAACAGGUAUUUGGAUAUUUUAGGAGGCUAUUUAAAUAAUUAUGUCAGUCAUUACUAUUUUGGAUAUUAACUAUGAUGAUUUGUUUUAUAAUUUUGAAUAAGGUAAAUAUAGAGUUCCAUUAUAUUUAUUUUUUCUUAUAUCUUUCUUAUAGUUAUUGCUAAUUAGAUUCUAUAAACCAUUCAGAUGUGUACAUUUUUAAUAUAAUUAGUAAGAAACAUAAUGCUUUUUUCAUAUUCUUGAUUUUCACUAUUACAUAUGCCCUAUGGAUUAGUGGUCUCAUAGCUGGAGAACAUUCUGAUAUCUGGAAUAUAGAAAAAUCUGUUUAGCUUGGAUUUGCCAUUUUUAUUGGUGUCAUUUGCAAUUUUCUUACUUUAAUUACUUCACUAUUUCAAUUUUCUUUGACCAAAAAAUAAAUAUCAUUUUUUAGUAAGCCAUUUAAUAUAUUCAUAGGAACAAUUAAAUAUGUUUUUAUUCCGCCUUUUAUUUAUGCCUUUAUAUUUUAAAUUUUCAAUCCUUUUGAUUAUAUUGCAGUUCUAAUUUUAUGGAUGUCAACUGAAUUAUGGGCCUUUACAUUUGGUGGACUAUAUUUAUAUAGUAUAUUAUAAAUUUUACAUGGUAAAGUAAAAAAAGAUAUAUUUAUUUUAGUUUAAUCUAAAUUAAGAUUAAACAAUCUCUGCUGCACUUUUGGCAUUUAUCAACAUAUUUUUUCCGUUUGGACAUUAUUGA
This is a messenger RNA of Paramecium sonneborni, 986 nucleotides long. NCBI's taxonomy places the organism in Eukaryota, Ciliophora, Oligohymenophorea, Peniculida, Parameciidae. The record is from the annotation of a GenBank genome assembly.